Molecule: messenger RNA, 1004 nt
Organism: Branchiostoma belcheri (Belcher's lancelet)
Lineage: Eukaryota; Metazoa; Chordata; Leptocardii; Amphioxiformes; Branchiostomatidae
Product: short-chain collagen C4-like
Source: RefSeq, a predicted model, not a curated record
GGACAGCCCGGGACAGCGGGACAGCCCGGGCGGGACGGACGGGAUGGCAUUCAAGGUGUGGCUGGACCAGCGGGACCUGUUGGCUUACAGGGUCCAGCCGGGGACAAGGGAGACACAGGACCGCCGGGAAGAGACGGGGAGCCAGGCGCAGGAGGAAGUGUGUACAUCCGAUGGGGGAGGAAGACUUGCGCUGAUAACGGCGGAGCAGAGUUGGUGUACUCGGGUGUGGCAGGAGGUACACAUUACACAGAGACAGGCGGCGGGACCAACUACCAGUGUCUGCCGACCGACCCACAGUGGGGACGGUACCAAGAUGGAGUCCAGGGGAUCAAGGCUUACAUGUACGGCGCUGAGUACGAGUUGAACACAAACGUCCCGUUCGGCUCCACCUCCCACGAUAACGACGUCCCGUGUGCGGUCUGCUACGUCCCAACCCGCGGCAGUAAGUUAAUGAUCCCCGCCCGUCGUAACACCUGUUAUAGCGGCUGGACCCGCGAGUACCAUGGUUACCUCAUGGCUUCACACUACAACCACCCCGGGUCUAAAGAGUUCGUUUGUGUAGAUGAACAGCCAGAGGUGAUACAGGGCGGUGACUACGACCGGAACGGAGCGCUGUUCUACCCCGUGGAAGCCCGCUGUCGGGUCCCCUCCCGUCGUCCCCAAUACGCGGAAGGGAGGGAACUCACCUGUGUCGUCUGCACAAUGUAGACCAUUGUUACUGUACUUAGCCAAGGACGUUCCUUGACUUAGCGUAGUGAGUAUUCUUUGUACAAUGAAGGUUUUUAUUUCAUUAAUGACACGUCUAUUCUGUGAAUUAGUAAGAAGUUUAUUGAAAAUUCGUGCCCGGGGGCUAAUUGCAAAUUACAAACAUAAAAGAACAAUGAAACAGAGUAUAAAAUAAUUAAAAUCUACAUGUUAAAAUGUAGUUGUCUAGAGCUAUAGCUAUGUCUAAGACUAUAUCUAAGGCGUUUGACUUCUCCUUUUUAGACCAUGGCAGACGUAAU